Equus caballus (horse) is the source of this 5956-nucleotide messenger RNA. The record is from RefSeq and is a predicted model, not a curated record. Lineage: Eukaryota; Metazoa; Chordata; Mammalia; Perissodactyla; Equidae.
UUAAAAACGCAAUUUACCAAAACUGAAACAAGAAUAGGAAAUCUCAUUAGUCAUAUCUAUUAAAUAAAUUAAACUUGUUAUUAAAAACCAUGCCACUUGAAUUCACACUAGUGAAUUCUUCCAAAUACUUAUGGAAGAAAUAACACCAAUUUAUACAAACUCUUUCAGAGAACAGAAAAAUAGAAUAUUUCCCAAAUCAUUUGGGUGCCAUCAUAACUUCAAUGGGUUAUGACAUCUAAACCUGAAUAGGCCAUUAUGAGAAAGGAAAAUUACAGACCAAUCUCUUUUAUAAACAUAGAUAGAAAAAUUCUAAAAAAUAUAUCAGCAAAUAAAAUUCAGAAACAUAUAAAAGGGAAAUAAUAAAUUAUGAGAAAAUUGUGUUAUUUUAGGAAUACAAAUGCAAUUGAAUAUUUGAAAACUGAUCACUAUAAUUUAUCACAUUAACAGAUAAAGGAGAAAAAUCAUAUGAUUAUCUCAAUGGAUUCAGAAGAAGUCAUUUGAUAAAAUUCAGCAUAUGUUCAUGGUAAAAUUGUUAGCAAACUAAAAAUGGAAGGGAACUUUCAGAGUGUAUUUUAAAACCUACAGUAAACAUUAUCCUUAAUGGUAAAUUAUUGGAAAUUUUCCCUCAGUGAUCAAGAAUGAGACAAUAAUGCCUGCCUUUACUAUUUCACUUCAGUGUUUUACCAGAGGUCCUAACCAGUGGAAUAAGCAAAGGAAAAAAAAAGACACAAUGAUUGGAAGGGAAGAAAUAAGAAUGUCUUUUUAAAAAAUGACAUGAUUGUAUACACAAAAAGUCAUAAAGAAUCCACAGACUAUUAGAAUUAAUAAAUGAAGUUAGCAAUGCCUCUGGAUAUAAGGUCAGUAUACAAAUAUAAAUUGUAUUUCUAUAUAGCCACAAAACCAGGAAAUUUAAAAUUUCAGGUAUCAUUUACAGUAGUUUCAAAAAUACCAAUAUCUAGAAAAAAAUCUAACAAUAUGCCUAAGACUUCUACACUGAAAAAUAUAAAAUAUUACUGAGACAAGUUAAAGAGAAAGAUAUAUAAUGUUAAAUAGUUGGGAGACUCAAUGUUGGGAAUAUGUCAAUUCUCUCCAAUUGCAUCUAUAAAUGCAGUAAAAUCUUAAAAUUUCAGCAGAUUUCUGUAUGAAAAUUGACAAGCUGAAUCUAAAGCUUACAUAGAAAUACAAAGGAACAAUAAUAACCAAAGCAAUUUUGAAGAAAAAGAAUAAAACUGGAGGACUUAUCUAUCGGAUAAUAAAACCCAUCAUAAAGCUAUAGAAAUUAAGACACUAUGGUAUUGCAGGAUAAAUGAAGAGAAAAAUUGAAAAUAAGAGUCUUGAGCAGACCUAUGGUCAUCUGAUUUAUGACAAAAUGACAUUUCAGAAACAAAGGCAAAUGGAUCUUUUCAAUAGAUGGUGCAAAGUCAUUUGGAUGUUUACAUGAAAAAAAUAAUUUUGACCCUAACCUCAUUCAUAUAAAAAAUUAAUUUCAGGAAGAUUAUAGUUCUAAAUGUGUCAAGUAAUUUUUCAAAAAUACCAUACAAGAAUAUUUUCGUUACCUUGGAGUAUGCAAAGAUUUAAAGAGAACACAAAAAUCCUAACCACAAAUUAAAAGUAUUGACAAAUUAGGCUAAAUCAAUGUUAAGAAGUUUGUUCAUCAACGAUACCAUGAGAGAGUUAAAAUCCAAACCACAGAGUGGAAGAAGAUAUUUGCAAUACAUACUUCUAAAAAAGUACUUAUACCCAGAACAUAUAAGGGACUUCUAAAGGUUGUUAAAAAAAAAGGCAAAUGCCCUAAAUAGAAAAAUAGACAAAAGACUUGAAAAGCACUUCACAAGAAUGCACCCUAAUGAGCAAUAAACAUGCAAAAAGUAUGCUCAAUUUAAUUAAUCUUCAGAGAAGUGUCAAUCAAAGUCACAAUAUGAUAUCACCACAGUGGUUAAAAUUAAAAGACAAUAUCAAAUGUUGACAAGAAUAUGGAGAAACUGGAACUCUCAUUCUUUGCUGGUUUGGAUAAAACUUCAUUUGAUAACUGUUUUGCAAUAUCUGCUAAAGCUAAAUAUAGGUGCACAUCUUAACAUACAGCAAUCUAACUCCUAGGAAUAUAUUCAACAUAAAUGCACAGAUACACAUCGAAAGACAUGUCCAAGAAUGUUCAUAGCAGCACUACUAAAAUAUCCCCCAACUGGAAAACCCAAUGUCCAUCAACUGGAGAAUGGAUAAACAAGUCGUAGUAUAGUCAUACAAUAGAAUUCAAAGCCAGGAGAAUAAAAUAAAUUAGGACAAUGUGCAACAGAUGAAUUUUACAAACGUAAUCUUGAGUGAAAGAAGCCAGUCAUGAAGGAGUAAUAUUCUAUAACUCCAUUUGUACAAAAGUUCAGAAAAAAGACCAAAAAACCCUUUAUGAUAGAAUUCAGAAGGGUGCUUACCUUUAGCGGGGAAGCUAGCGACCAGACAAUGACGGGAAAAGGCUUCUAGGGUUUUGGUAACAUUUUAGUUUUAAUUUGUGUUCUGCUCAUAGGAACGUGUUCACUUGGUGAAAAUUCAUUGAAUUUUACACCUUUGAUUUGUGCCUUUUUCUGAUAUAUAUUUCAAAAUAAAAAUCAUUUUCAUAAAAUUGUAAACUUUUUAAAACAUCCAUUAUCAUUUAUUUCUUGAAUAUAAUCAAGUAAGAGACCCACAAGAGAAAGUUUCUUUGCGUACUCAAAGAUACUUUUAUGAGGAAUACUAAUAUAUCAUUUUAGUUUGUUCUGAAAAGUAUUUUUUCACUGAAAUCUAACUCAGCAAAUGUUUAUUUAGAACUUCCAGUAACUAAGAAUUGGAGUUAAGAUGGGGAACACUUCUGUGACUUAAAAGGAUAUUGAUAUACAUCAGAGUUCAAGUUUGGAAGGAAACGGCAAAUACUGUAUGCAAUAGUAAAUACGGACGCCUGGUGGCGCUGCAGGCUAGGAUUCUGAAUGAAGGGCGCUGUGGAUGCCCGGGACGCCAUUAAGCUGGGAGUCAGAACUCUGAAUGCUUCCUAGAAGAAGGAAGCAUUUUAGGUGAGAUCUAGGGGCAGAGAUCUUCAGAGAGGGCAUCAUUCUAGUGCAAGUGUUUCAGAAAGAUCUAAUUUGAGGUUAUUUAACAAAUCAUCUGGGUUGAUUGUAUACCGGAGUUGAAGAAACUGCACCUCCUUGGGUCGGAUCUGAACAAUGGGGACUGCGCUAACAAAAACGCCAUGGAAAAGGCAAGUUCUCUUUCUUGCUAUAUUGUUGCUUUUGUGGGAGGCUGGCUCUGAAGUAAUUAGGUAUUCCAUGCCAGAAGAAACAGAAAGUGGCUCCUUUGUGGCCAACCUGGCAAAAGACCUGGGGCUCAGGGUGGGGGAACUGGCCACUCGGGGCGCGCGAAUCCAUUACAAAGGAAACAAACAGCUCUUGCAGCUGGAUAUAAAGACCGGGAAUUUGCUUCUCUAUAAAAAACUAGACCGGGAGGUGCUGUGCGGGGCGACAGAUCCUUGUAUACUGCAUUUCCAACUAUUACUGGAAAAGCCAGUGCAGUUUUUUGAAGCUGAUCUGCAGCUCACAGAUAUAAAUGACCAUUCUCCAGAGUUCCUAGAAAGGGAAAUGCUCCUAAAAAUUCCAGAAAUCGUCCGGCCAGGGACUGUGUUUCCUUUGAAAAUAGCUCAGGACUUUGACAUAGGUAGCAACACUGUUCAGAACUACACAAUCAGCCCCAACUCCCAUUUUCACGUCGUCACUCAUAAUCGCGGAGAUGGCAGAAAAUACCCAGAGCUGGUGCUGAACAAAGCGCUGGAUCGUGAGGAGCUGCCCCAGCUCAGUUUAAUCCUCACAGCUCUGGAUGGUGGGGCUCCGCCCAGGUCCGGCACCACUGCAGUCCGCAUUGAAGUCGUGGACAUCAAUGAUAACGCCCCUGAGUUUUUACAGUCGCUGUAUGAGGUACAGGUCCCGGAGAACAGCCCCCUAAACUCCUUAGUUGUCGCUGUCUCCGCCAGAGAUUUAGAUGCAGGAACGAAUGGGAAGGUAGCCUACUCUCUAUUCCAAGGCAAUGAAAUUACUCAACCAUUUGUAAUAGACGAAAUAACAGGAGAAAUUCGUCUGAAAAGGGCAUUGGAUUUUGAGGCAAUUCAAUCUUACAACGUGGAGAUUGCAGCCACAGACGGCGGGGGCCUCUCCGGGAAAUGCACCGUAGCGAUAGAGGUGGUGGAUGUGAACGACAACGCCCCUGAACUGACCAUGUCGACGCUGGCCAGCUCUACCCCAGAAAACUCCCCAGAGACUGUAGUUGCUGUUUUCAGUGUUUCUGAUCCAGACUCCGGGGACAACGGAAGGAUGCUUUGCUCCAUCCAGAACGACCUCCCCUUUCUCUUGAAACCCACAUUCAAGAACUUUUACACCCUAGUGACAGAGAGGCCACUGGACAGAGAGAGCCGGGCGGAGUACAACAUCACUAUCACGGUCACCGACUUGGGGACACCCAGGCUAAAAACCGAGCACAACAUAACCGUGCUGGUCUCCGACGUCAACGACAACGCCCCGGCCUUCACCCAAACCUCCUACACCCUCUGGGUCCGCGAGAACAACAGCCCCGCCCUGCACAUCGGCAGCGUCAGCGCCACGGACACAGACGCAGGCGCCAACGCCCAGCUCACCUACUCGCUGCUGCCGCCCCAGGACCCGCACCUGCCCCUGGCCUCCCUCGUGUCCAUCAACGCCGACAACGGCCACCUGUUCGCCCUCAGGUCGCUGGACUACGAGGCCCUGCAGGCCUUCGAGUUCGGCGUGGGCGCCACGGACCGCGGCUCGCCCGCGCUGAGCAGCCAGGCGCGGGUGCGCGUGCUGGUGCUGGACGCCAACGACAACUCGCCCUUCGUGCUGUACCCGCUGCAGAACGGCUCUGCGCCCUGCACCGAGCUGGUGCCCCGGGCGGCCGAGGCGGGCUACCUGGUGACCAAGGUGGUGGCGGUGGACGGCGACUCGGGCCAGAACGCCUGGCUGUCGUACCAGCUGCUCAAGGCCACGGAGCCCGGGCUGUUCGGCGUGUGGCCGCACAACGGCGAGGUGCGCACGGCCAGGCUGCUGAGCGAGCGCGACGCGCCCAAGCACAGGCUGCUGGUGCAGGUCAGGGACAAUGGCGAGCCGCCGCGCUCGGCCAGCGUCACGCUGCACGUGCUGCUGGUGGACGGCUUCUCCCAGCCCUACCUGCCGCUGCCCGAGGCGGCGGCCGAGCAGGCGCGGGCCGACCCGCUCACCGUCUACCUGGUCGUCGCGCUGGCGUCGGUGUCGUCGCUCUUCCUCCUGUCGGUGCUGCUGUUCGUCGCGGUGCGGCUGUGCAGGAGGAGCAGGACCGCGUCGCUGGGUGGCUGCUCGGUGCCCGAGGGCCCCUUUCCGGGCCACCUGGUGGACGUUACCGGUACUGGGACCUUGUCCCACAGUUACCAGUAUGAGAUAUGUCUGACAGGAGGCUCUGAGUCAAAUGAGUUCAAAUUCUUGAAGCCCAUUCUCCCCAACCUCCCACCCCAGAGCGCUGGCCAAGAAAUAGAGGAAAACUCCACGUUUCGGAAUAGCUUUGGAUUCACCUAAGGAUUUGAUUAUGAUGCACCAUGUUAUGUCAUUUAUCUCUAAUUUCCCCAGAUACAGAAUUUGAGAGCAUAAUGGAGAAAAAUCUCACCUUAAGGUAUAGCCUUGAUUUCCCUUUCAUGAUGAACAUGUCCAUUGAACUUUAUCCUGUCGAAUUUUAGAAAACUCAAUUCUACAUCGUGUUUAUUUGCAGAGUGCCAUUCCAAAUCCAUGCAUGCUGCUCAUUUUCCUGAAAUUUUUGCUCCUCUUGUGCAUUUUCGUUGCCAGGAACUCUCUUAGUAAAAUCAAAGGUUAAUUGUUUUUCUCUGUAUUCUAUCCCUUCUGUUUUAUCGCACUCUAAGUAUAUUUGAUGCUAAAUAGCAAAAAUAAAAAGUUUUUACAUA